This is a messenger RNA of Eruca vesicaria subsp. sativa (arugula), 612 nucleotides long. The record is from the annotation of a GenBank genome assembly. NCBI's taxonomy places the organism in Eukaryota, Viridiplantae, Streptophyta, Magnoliopsida, Brassicales, Brassicaceae.
AUGCUUGACCUAAGAGAUAGAGACGAGAACGAGACUAAGAAAAUCAGAUAUUGGAGAGGAAAGAAGCAGUGCGAGAGCGAAGCCUGCUUGACCAACGGGAGAAGCCAACUCCGUUCCUCCAGCUUCGCUGAAGAAGCUAGGUUCCUCCUUGAUGUCGUAGGUUCAAAUCCUAUCUCCGCACUAAGUAAGGGUUUCAUUCUGCAUCACUCUCCCCGUCGUUCUCGACCUCGCAAGGUUUUUGAAGCGGCCGAAGCGGGAAGUGACAAUACCGCUUUUCUUCAGCACAUUUUGGAUGAUUUGAGCGAAAACGGAGUACAAAGUUCAGCCUUUAAGGAGGCUAUGAAUCAAAUAGGGCUGGUGGCGCAGUCCCCACUUGACCAAUUUGAGAUUGGAGGAGGAAACUUAGUCCCAAAUGCUUGGCAAUCCUUGGUAGAGCUUCUUUAUGAUUUCGUGCUGAACCUGGGUAUGAUACCUUAUAGCUUCACAGUGACAAGAGUCCCACUGCCAUUUAUAAUUGAACAAAAGCGAGGGAUGAGAGUAGUGUUAUUUAGAGCAGUUACACAGCCCCUCUCCUUGCAGUCGAGUGACUUCGCCCCUGAAUGUCUUAGAUAG